AUGUCUUUGUAUGACACUGCAGAUCACAGCACAAUUCCCCUUCCUCUGGUGAAAUGUAAGAAAAGGAUUCAACCUCAGAUGCCGGAUGCUUGGCAUCAUUCUGGCAACAAGAAAAGGAUUCAAACUCAGAUGCCAGAUGCUCAGCAUCAGUCUGGCCAGAAGAUGAGGUGGAACACAACCAAGAUUACCCUUCCUCUGCGAAAUGUUAGAAAAGGAUUCAAACUCAGAUUCCAGAUGCUCAGCAUCAAUCUGGCCACAAGAAAAGGAUUCAACCUCAGAUUCCAGAUGCUCAGCAUCAAUCUGGCCAGAAGUCUACCCAACCAAGAUUAUCCUUCCUCCAGCAAAAUGUUAGAAAAGGAUUCAACCCCAGAUGCAAGAUGCUUGGCAUCAAUCUGGCCACCAGGUGAAGUGGAACACAGAACCAACUCAGUCCACCCAACCAAGAUUACCCCUCCUCCGGUGCAAUGUAAGAAAAGGAUCAUGCCUCAGAUGGAAGAUGCUUGGCAUCAGUCUGGCCACCAGAUGAAGUGGAGCACAAUGACAACUGAGAAUGAUGAUGGCCAUGCCACCACCACACACAUGAUGACAAUGACAGCAUGGAACAUGUAA
This is a messenger RNA of Pisolithus orientalis, 609 nucleotides long. RefSeq lists its product as uncharacterized. The record is from RefSeq and is a predicted model, not a curated record. NCBI's taxonomy places the organism in Eukaryota, Fungi, Basidiomycota, Agaricomycetes, Boletales, Pisolithaceae. Bases 1 to 609 code for a protein of 202 amino acids. The transcript is spliced from 7 exons.